AUAUUAAUUGUGUGAUUAUAAUACAGUAAUCACAUUAUAAUUGUAACAAUCAAUCAAUCAAUCAAUCGAUUUAUUUUGUGAUUACAAUAACAGCAACAAUACUAAUAACAAACACAACAACAACAAAGUCACGUGACUUUACCGCUAUUGGCCGGACAAAUGUGUGGCCACCCGACGACAAACAACAAACCAAACCGAUAAUAAUCACACAAUAAUAAUGACCUCAUUGUCCGCCACCACUACCGCUACCACCGCCGCGACCACAACAUCAUUGACGGCCAACACUAGUAGUAGUAUAUCAACGCCCGCACAGUCAUCGCUAUUGUUAUCGACGGCCAACCUAUCGUGGACUCCGAGCUCGAGCGGUACGGGUGUGUUGGCCGCACCGCAGCCGCCAAUCGAGCGGCCAGUAGUAGUUGCCUCAUCGUCAUCGCAGAUGUCGUCGCCGACGCAAUCGGAUCACUCGAGCUUUCAUCAUAUGACACACGAAGAAAUUAUUGCAUCCCUCAGACAGGAAGUGGUCACUACUACUACUACUACUAUCGAUAGCACCGGUAGUCCAAUACUGGACGCCAGUUUUCAGACCAUAUCGUUGGCCGACACCAAUACGGGAGUAGUAGGAGGAAGAGGAGGACAGCAAUCACUACUAAGUGGUGUCGAUGAUGACGAUGACGGCGGCGGUGGUGACAGCGAUGAUGACGGCCAACAGUCGACCACCAGUUCCCUAUCGUCUGCCUAUGCCUACAAUCAACGCCAGACACAGAAGUUAUCGUUUAUUGAGUCGCUGUUUCAGCGGACACAAUCGCUGGCCGCACCCGUACUGACAGCAGCAACGGGACGGUCGGCCGCCACCACCAAUACCACCACUGGUGCUGAUGUUAACAGAGGCGGCGGCUCUGGUAUAUCAACGCCCGGCAGUCCGCCACAACUGUACUCAUCUCCAGAUUCACAGCCAUUAGCGCCGCCGCCGACAACAGCGUCGCCAACCGAUACAAACAUAUCAUCAUCGCCUGUACCGACAGUACCUUCUCUACCGCUGCCGCCUCCGCCGCCUCCCAUAGCACCUCCAGUUGAUAGUAUGCCGUCGACAAUGGACACACCUAAACGCGAUUUCAAGCUUAAAGGUCCGCUACGGCUAUACGAUCCAAAACAUGGCUCAUCCAGCUUUUCCAGGCCUCCUCCUCCUACUACUACUACUGGUGUUGUAUCUCUAUCACAACAACAACAACAACAUGAAUCAACUGUACCAUUGAUGGCACCGAUAGAUCCAUUGUCGUCAUCGUCAUCAUCGAUGAUACCACCGUUUGUGCCGCCACUUCCCACCAGUGGUGUUGGUGGCGUCAGUCUAUACAAUCCACUUGAUUACUAUAACACUGAUAGUUGUGGUGCACCCGAAACUCUGGACCCAACAACAACUACCACCAGUGCAUACACUAGUGGUACUGAACCGCCAUUUGACUUAACCCAACCUAACUAUUCAUCCAUGACUAUAGCACCCAUAGUAGGUGACUGCGGCUCCUCCAACACCACUGACUAUAUAUCAUUUGUUAGUCAAACGCAACAACAACAACAACACCAACAACAAUCAGUAGCCUCGGCUACCGCUCAAAUGUAUGACCAACAAUACGGCGAUUGGUCACAACAACAACAACAACAACCACCAUCAUCACUGGCAACGGCUGCGUCUGCGGCACCGGUAGUAACCUACGAACCGAUAGUCCAUCACUGGUUCUAUCAGUUGCCGAUUGUCGGCGGCGGCGGCGAACAUCAUCAUCAACACAAUCAACAACAACAACAACAGGUGUGGCAACCGUUUUCGCUGUACGAUUCCUAUAACUUGGAACAGGCAUUGAUCGGAUCGCCGAACUACGGCUACGGUAUGGUCAUUGCUACCGACGGCGGCCGAUACGAUGUCAAUGUCUACGACCGAUGCCGACGGCCCGUCUACUGGCAAGACUCGGAUACUGUUUGUCGCCGGUGUUCGUGGUUUUACAAACUCGAAGGCCAUAACCGAUGGGCACCCUAUGAUGAGGACGUAUCGGUUAAAUUGGAGGCCACCUACAGGCAGGCCGUAUUGGCCAACCAAUGGAAUGCUAGGGUAGAGCUGGAAUCUGGCCAGGAAGUAGUGGUCAUGCACGGCCAACAAUGUAUUUAUCAUUAUCAAGUGGAUAGUGCAAUGCCCGACGGCUGGGGACAGGCUAUCGAAAACCCUCAUCGACCCCGUCAAGUACAUCGGGGACCGUUAGACGGUGGCCUAGGUUUCGAUAUCGAUGAAGGCGAACCCGAACAAAUCGAUCAUCUAGUGUUUUUGAUUCACGGUAUCGGCGAGAUAUGCGAUUUUAGGUUUCGGUCGAUUGUCGAAGUGGUCGACGAUUUUCGGGCAAUCAGUAUACAACAGAUGCGCCAACACUAUCGAUCGUAUAUGGAAAGAGGACAGUUGGGUCGUAUUGAAAUGUUACCGAUAUCGUGGCAUCAGUCGUUGCACGGCCAGGAAACCGGUAUCGACGAUCGGCUGAAAUUGAUUACAUUGGACAGUAUACCUAAGCUCCGGCACUUUAGCAACGAUACUAUUCUGGACGCACUGUUCUAUACGAGUCCUGUCUAUUGUCAGACAAUUGUCUCGAGUGUUGGACACGAAUUGAAUCGUUUGUUUCAAUUGUUUUGCCAAAGAAAUCCCAACUUUUAUGGCACAGUAGCACUGGGUGGUCAUAGUCUCGGUUCACUUAUUGUAUUCGACAUACUGGCCCAUCAGCACCUGGAUCAACAUCAUCAUCAUCAUCAUCAGCAACAGCAGCAGCCAUCACAAACACCAACAACAACAACAACAUCAGAUACUACCGGAGCGCCUGUAGAUAUCAAUAGCACAACAACGACUAACGAUAUAGUAGUGGCGGACAGGGAUGUCAGCAGUCCAAUAGUUAGCUAUCAGUUUGAACCACUCGGACUCGGGUUUCCGGCCAUCAACUAUCCGCAACUGCCGUUCAGGCCGUCGGCAUUUUUCGCUAUGGGUUCACCGUUGCCAAUGUUUUUGACUGUACGCGGUGUCCAAUACCUUGCGCCCGACUACCGAUUGCCUACCUGUCCAGCUGUUUACAACAUAUUUCAUCCGUACGAUCCUAUCGCCUAUCGACUGGAACCGAUGAUCUAUCCAUCAUUCAAACAAAUCAAACCCGUUCUCAUACCCCAUCAUAAAGGCCGUAAACGUAUGCAUCUGGAGCUCAGGGAUAGCCUGGCCAGGGUUGGCACCGACAUAAAAAACAAGAUUUUCCAUUCAAUUAAAUAUACAUUGAAUUCUAUACACGAAUUUGCCUCCCGAUCGGCCAAUCGGCCUUCAGCCGUUGUUAGCCAAUCGUCGUCGUCGACUACUACUACUAAUACUACCGGUGCCGGUGUUGGCGGCUCAGGUAGUCAUGACUAUGGAGACAACAAUGAUGGUGUAGAUGCCGAUAGUGUCUACAAUCCGUUAGUCAAUAACAAUACCACCGCUGCUGCUGCUGCUGAAGUGUUGGACGGUAUGCCCGACGAUGAUGACGACCAACAACACGGUGUUGGCCUAAGUCCCGGUGCACUGAACAGCGGCCGCCGAAUCGAUUACGUACUCCAGGAGUCACCCGUCGAAGCCUUCAACGAAUAUUUGUUUGCAAUGGCCGCACACGCCUGCUAUUGGCAAUCGGAAGAUACGGCACUAUUGAUGCUCAGGGAACUGUACGGCCAAUUGGGCUACUAUUCCGAUACAACUACUACUGCUAGUACUACCGGUGCCGCCGCCGACGCCAUGCGACCAACAAUACCAGUGCAAUCAGUCUCUACACCAUUAGCUACCAGUGCAUCGAUAACUAGUGAUAGUUUGUCAUCGCCGCCGCCGCCGCCGCCGACUGGACAGACAUCCAGUUCCGUACAGUUGUUUACCGAUAAUACAGAAACAAGUGUACAGUUUAUAAGUCAUUGAUAGUUAUAGUUAUUAUUAUUAUUAUUAUUAUAAUUAC
This is a messenger RNA of Oppia nitens, 3986 nucleotides long. RefSeq names its product phospholipase DDHD2-like (gene PAPLA1). The transcript has 4 exons. Gene Ontology annotation, molecular function: metal ion binding. Gene Ontology annotation, cellular component: COPII-coated ER to Golgi transport vesicle. Lineage: Eukaryota; Metazoa; Arthropoda; Arachnida; Sarcoptiformes; Oppiidae. The record is from RefSeq and is a predicted model, not a curated record. The coding region runs from base 218 to 3949 and encodes 1243 amino acids.